Messenger RNA from Manduca sexta (tobacco hornworm), 1738 nucleotides. Its product is annotated as estradiol 17-beta-dehydrogenase 8. The record is from RefSeq and is a predicted model, not a curated record. Bases 189 to 956 code for a protein of 255 amino acids. Gene Ontology annotation, molecular function: oxidoreductase activity. The transcript has 7 exons. NCBI's taxonomy places the organism in Eukaryota, Metazoa, Arthropoda, Insecta, Lepidoptera, Sphingidae.
AUUACCCAUCCUCUAUACUUCUUUUAUCAUUGUUCUAAACGAUUACAAAACGUCAUUGCAUAUUGAUAACGUCCUGUCUAAUGUCUAGUGAUAUUGAUAAGAAAGUUCAAAGUUUCAAACUUCAAAGUCAAGGAGUUUACUAAAUAACUUGUAGCUUUAAAUUAAUUUAAAAUUAUUAAUAAAUUAAAAUGACAUCAGGUGCCGUUGCCGGGAAAUUGGCACUGGUCACAGGUGCUGGAUCAGGACUUGGUCGAGCUGCUUGCCAAGUGCUGUCUCGAGAGGGCGCCACCGUUAUAGCUGCUGAUAGAAACUAUGAAGCUGUACAGGAGACUAUUAGAAAACACACUGCAUUGGCAUCUGGGUCUAAUGCUAUAGGUGACCACACUGCCGUUGAACUUGAUGUCUCAAACGCCAAAUCAGUUCAGAGCCUGUUGCAAAUGAUGAUCAAUCAAUACAAAACUCCACCAACUAUUGUAGUCAAUUCGGCUGGCAUCACCAGGGAUAAUUGGUUGGUGAAGUUAUCAGAAGAGGAUUACGAUAGUGUUCUUAAUGUUAAUUUAAAGGGCACUUUUCUAGUCAUGCAGGCAUUUGCGAGAGCUAUGACCGAAGCAGAACUACCUGGAUCUAUUAUAAACAUAUCAAGUAUUGUGGGAAAAUAUGGAAAUAUGGGGCAAACUAACUACGCAAGCAGUAAAGCAGGUGUUGUGGCUUUGACACAAUCUGCUGCUAAAGAAUUAGGAAAGUUCAAUAUAAGAGUAAAUGCUAUACUGCCUGGCUUUAUAAAUACUCCAAUGGUAAAAACGGUACCAGAAAAGGUCAUUGGCCAAAUGAUGAAAUUAAUUCCUUUGGGACGUCUCGGCGAUCCCAUGGAAGUUGCAGAAGUGAUAGCAUUUUUGAGCUCUAACAAGAGUUCUUUCAUCACGGGCGCUGCUAUUGAUGUCAGUGGAGGAUAUUAGUUACAACCCUAGUUCUCCAAGUAGGGUGGACUUUGGAGCGACAUGUUUAUAUGGUUCCUAACAUUUUAAACGUUAUCCCUCUUAUGAGAAACUUAAACAAUUACACUCUUUAUAAUUCAUUUAUUUUAGGCCGUGACUCUCCUUUUCGAGACAUUCAUGAAACAUUUUAAUAAUACCAGUUACAAUCAAUAAGCGGUAGACAGAUAUUUUUGGUGAAAUUUUUGUUACAAGGCAGGUAAUAAUUGUACUUAGUUCUUUGAAACUGAAUGAAUGCCUGCCUCAAAUGAUAGUUGUUCUCGUUUUGCUGGGUAAGGGAUUUUAAGUUUUUAAAUAGUUAUUUUUGUUGAAAAUUGACUUAUUUUCUAUGCUUGGGAAGAUUGUAUUUACUCGAAUGUUCAGUGUUAUUCUAAACAUACCUAUAUUUUCAUUUUUACCUAUUAACAGGUUUAUGGGCAUUAUGCAGGUGUUGUUUAAGGGGUAAAAUGUACUUAAUUAAGUCAAAUCCUACAAUCGUGACAGUAAUAAUUAUUGUUGUUAUAAUUUCAAUAAAUUAAUAAUUAUUAUUACGGUUUUACUUGUAAAAAAGCAGGGUGUAUACAAUAAAUGAUUGCUGUGUUGUAAAUAAAAUUGUAAAAUUAAACUUAAAUAUUUACUUAUAGUGUGUUCUGCAGUUUAAAACAUUAAUUUCUAUAAUCCGUGUCUUCCAUUGGCUGUGAUAUUUGAUUUUUGUCGAAUAUUUUGUACUAAAAGGUGUUCAAUGUAAUAAAAUCUUUACAUAUGUA